This is a messenger RNA of Oreochromis niloticus (Nile tilapia), 1801 nucleotides long. It is a transcript of the gene slc1a5, whose product is annotated as solute carrier family 1 member 5. Gene Ontology annotation, cellular component: plasma membrane. The coding region runs from base 163 to 1746 and encodes 527 amino acids. The transcript is spliced from 8 exons. The record is from RefSeq and is a predicted model, not a curated record. NCBI's taxonomy places the organism in Eukaryota, Metazoa, Chordata, Actinopteri, Cichliformes, Cichlidae. Gene Ontology annotation, molecular function: neutral L-amino acid transmembrane transporter activity; L-aspartate transmembrane transporter activity; symporter activity. Gene Ontology annotation, biological process: L-aspartate import across plasma membrane.
AAGAACCCACGCGGGACUCGUGGAGCAUCAUUCACUAAUCGCAGGAGGAAAGUAGCAUAUUGUUGUCUUAAUUUUAGAAACUUCUCCUGCCACGUUGCUGCUAGUUUUCAGAAACGUUUUCCUUCGUUAAGUUAAGUUUUAGGGGAAGUUUAAACACGCGUCAUGGCCUCGACGGUAGACAUGAUAGAGAGCAGGAAGGAAUCCAACGGUGAGGCUCACCUCGACGAGCCCAUGCCCAACGGGCUGGACAUCCCCAAGAGGAGCACCCGGGAGACUUUGUCUCAGCGAGUGCUGAGGAUCGUUAGGGCCAACCUGCUGGUGAUUCUCACCGUGGCCGGGGUUAUCGUUGGUGUUUUUAUUGGACUUGGUGUGCGUAAUGUAACACUAACGAGAACCCAGGUGAUUUACGUCGGUUUCCCAGGUGAGAUUCUCAUCCGGUUGCUGAAGAUGAUCAUCAUUCCUCUGGUGGUCUGCAGUCUGGUGUCCGGAGCGGCCAGCAUCGACCCUAAAGCCCUGGGCAAACUCGGCGGCUUGGCUAUGCUCUUUUUCCUGAUCACCACCUUGAUUGCGUCCUCGAUCGGGGUCGUGAUGGCUUAUAUCAUAUCGCCGGGGUCUGUGUCCGUCUCCAAGCCGGCCUACUUGGAAGAAGAAGUGCCUGCGCAUAAAGAAGUUAUAGACUCCUUCUUAGAUUUGAUAAGAAACAUCUUUCCCUCCAACCUCGUGUCUGCUGCUUUUCAGUCUUAUGCAACCUCCUAUAAGCUGAUAAAAAAGAAUGGCACAGAUGGAAUCACCAAUAUCACGGUGGAGAAGGUGCCUUUUGGAACAGACCAGGAUGGCAUGAAUAUUCUUGGUCUCGUAGUGUUUGCCAUUGUGUUUGGGGUGGCUUUGCGGAAGCUGGGAGAGGAAGGAGAGAUCCUGAUCAAGUUCUUUAACGCCUUCAACGAGGCCACCAUGGUGCUGGUGUCCUGGAUCAUGUGGUAUGCCCCAAUCGGUAUCAUGUUUCUUGUAGCUGGGAAGAUUGUGGAAAUGGAAGAUGUUGGAAGCCUGUUUGCCAGUUUGGGGAAAUAUAUUGCCUGCUGCCUCAUUGGACAUGCCAUCCAUGGAAUACUUGUGUUGCCAGGCAUCUACUUUAUCUUUACAAGGAAGAACCCUUACACCUUCCUCUGGGGGAUAUUCACGGCUCUAGCCACAGCCUUUGGAACAAGCUCCAGCUCUGCCACGCUGCCCCUCAUGAUGAAGUGCGUGGAGGAAAAGAACGGCGUAUCCAAGCAAAUCAGCCGCUUCAUCCUGCCCAUUGGAGCAACGGUCAACAUGGACGGUGCGGCUCUCUUUCAGUGCGUGGCUGCAGUUUUCAUUGCACAGCUGAACAACGUUUCCCUUAACUUCAUCCAAGUCAUUACCAUCCUCGUUACAGCUACAGCAUCCAGCGUUGGAGCAGCAGGAAUUCCUGCAGGUGGUGUUCUGACUUUAGCUAUUAUCCUGGAGGCAAUAGGACUCCCCACCAGCGACAUUUCUCUUAUCCUGGCUGUUGACUGGCUUGUUGAUCGUACCUGCACGGUGCUCAAUGUGGAGGGUGAUGCUUUCGGUGCGGGGAUCUUGCAGUUCUUUGUGGACCGAGAUGCCAAACGAAACGGAGCAGAGCUGAGCGAGGUCCGGCUGGAGGCCGUGCCCGAGAGCUCGCCACUCAUUAGUAAACGAAGCGAUGCUCAGAAAUCAGGGUCUGGUGAAAAAGAGUCAAGUAUGUAAUGCGACUGCCGACGUUUUCAAGAACUCCUGGCUCAGUUAUUUGAUACUUGUGGGG